AUGUUUUUCACAGAAAUCCAGUUUUUCACAUACAUCAGAGAUCUCACACAGAGGAGAAGCCGUAUUCCUGUCCUGAGUGCGGGAAAUGUUUUUCAGUGA
Messenger RNA from Staurois parvus, 99 nucleotides. The record is from the annotation of a GenBank genome assembly. Lineage: Eukaryota; Metazoa; Chordata; Amphibia; Anura; Ranidae.